Molecule: messenger RNA, 579 nt
Organism: Calliphora vicina (urban bluebottle blowfly)
Lineage: Eukaryota; Metazoa; Arthropoda; Insecta; Diptera; Calliphoridae
Exons: 1
Coding region: 1-579 (192 amino acids)
Source: RefSeq, a predicted model, not a curated record
AUGGCACCAGCUUUGGAUAUUUCUAAUCAAAAUAACGAUAAAUAUACCCACAAAAAGUUUCAAGGAAAACGCAAUUAUGCUCACAAAAAGUUUGGAACACGUUUGGCUGCUACAAUUGCAGCAGCAUCGGAAGAUCAUACACAAACUCAUCUUCCUGUCCAACAGGAAUUUGAACAACAAAAAGUUGUACAAACCUUUAUCAACACAAAACGAUCAUCGGCUGAUAUCUUUAGACCUUAUGCUCUGCCCGAUACUACCCCCAGAAAAAGGAAACAUCAUGAACUACAAACUGAACAAACCGAAGAGUGUCUAAUGGAAGUUAAAAGAUUUGCUCCCUCGUGUAUGGCCACUCCUUCACCAUCGCCACCACCACAAGCUCUAUCACCAGUAUUACCAUUUAGUGGCCAUUUUAUGCAGCCCUCGCCCAUGAUGAUAAAUCCCUACUAUCGCCCACAACACUAUCAGUUUAAUCCCCAAACAUUUGCCUUAAUUUUGCAAAAGCAAAGGGCCGCCCUGUGCAUGGGUGAAAUGUUAAAAAGGCAAGCAAAUUUUAAUCUAUAUAAUCUUAUGGGUCAAUAG